Messenger RNA from Amblyraja radiata (thorny skate), 2631 nucleotides. RefSeq names its product TNF superfamily member 11 (gene tnfsf11). Gene Ontology annotation, molecular function: tumor necrosis factor receptor binding. The coding region runs from base 58 to 1113 and encodes 351 amino acids. Lineage: Eukaryota; Metazoa; Chordata; Chondrichthyes; Rajiformes; Rajidae. Gene Ontology annotation, cellular component: membrane. The transcript is spliced from 5 exons. Gene Ontology annotation, biological process: immune response. The record is from RefSeq and is a predicted model, not a curated record.
AGCCACACAACACAUGUAUAAUCACAAAUACAUACAUUGCAGUCGUUGACCACAUCCAUGCCUCGCACACUUUCUCACGCCCAGGUUUUCAGAUGCGAGCAGCUCGUCGUUGCCGGAGCCGAGGUGCGAGGGCGGCGGUGUCCGAGCGAGGGCAAGGCGGAGGCGCUGGGGCUGGGAGGUGUGGUCGGCAGCCAGUCGGUGUUGAUAGGGCAGCCGCCUGCCACUCCCGCGGGCAGAUCGCACUCACUCCGCCGCACAACCAUGGCUGAGACGGCUGCUCGGCUGAGCGGCCGCGGAUCUCCAGCCCCCUGCGCGGCCGGCUUCCUCGCUCCCCUCCUGUGUGUCAGCGCCGUGCAACUUGCCCUCACCAUCGGCUUCAUCUGUUACUCCCAGAACCAGUGGCUACAGAAGAAUCCAAGUGGAAUCUCGGAAGAGUUCUUGCAGUGCCUGAGGCUGAUUUCCCAUUUUAACAGCAGUACCCCAAAUCUCUCAGAGAUGGAAACGCAGAAGAUCUCCAAGUCCUGCUCACAAGCGCUGCAAGGAGUGAAACAACUCAUCAAACAGGUGAUGCCCCCUUCUCCAAACAGAUCAGGACACAAAGGGCAAUUAUCAAGUCGUACAAGAAAGAUUUCACAGCGGAUGGCGCCUUACGCCCACCUCACUAUAAAGAGACCUACACAAAGCUCCACAGGUGUCAGGACCAGUUUUCCUGGAUUAAAAGGCAAACUCAUCACAUCUUGGGAAGAAAAGGUGGGAGUCGCGCACCUGAGUGAGAUGGGCUACAGCCAGGGAUCCCUGAAAAUCAAACACCAUGGCCUGUACUAUAUUUAUGCCCAGAUCUUGUUUCGGUAUCAUGCCGACUACCCCUUGAGUACCAAGGAAUACCAGCUGGUUCAGUACGUUUACAGGAAGAUGGCCAAGUACCCAAAGCCAACUCUGAUCCUGAGGGGUGCCAGCACGUGGUGCUCAGGUAACCACAACUUGUAUUCGGUUUAUCAAGGAGGAGUUUUCAACCUGCAAAGUGACGACAAAAUCUUUGUGACUGUCUCAAACAUAUCAUUAGUCGAUAUCGACGAGGCAUCCAGCUACCUGGGCGCAUUCAAACUGGGUUAAGUGAAGUGUUAUCUUGGCAUCUUUAAACUUUCAUCUUUGAAUGGUGUACAUCCCGCAUUGGAAUGUUGGUUUUGUCAGCACUCUCUGAGCAGAAUUAUUCCUUGCUUGAAUAUAAAAAUUAAACAAUGGCUCUUGUAUUAUGUAAAGGCAUCUAAUGAGAAUCACUCGCCACUUAUUUACAGAAUCCACUCCGAUGAAUAACGAAUGAAGGGGCUAUAGGUGCAAGAAACAAAACUAAAAUGUUAACAGGAUGGCACAGUGGUAAAGCUGGUAAAGCUGCUGCCUCACAGCUCCAGUGACCCGAGUCCAGUCCUGGUCUUGUGUGCUGUCUGUAUGGAGUUUAUAUGUUCUUCCUCUGAGCACAUGGGUUUCCCCUCAUUCUUUUGCAAAUCUGAGAAAACAUGUAGGUUGAUCGCUUGAUUUGCUGCAGUAAUUGCCCCUGGUGUGUAGGUGAGUGGAGGGGGGAGAGAAUUGAUGUGGGGAGAAUAAAAGUGGGAUUAAUGUAGUAUUGGUGCAAAUGGGUGAUUGAUGGAUGGCACGGACAAGUUGGGCCGAAGGGCCAGUUACUGUGCUGCAUGAUUCUAUUAAUCUAUGGAUUAUUAGGAAUAAGGCAACAGCCAAUGCCCUCAUGAGACAAGGGAAACAUUGUCCUUCCUCAUUGAACUAGCGACCCAGGUUGCUUCGUGAUGUCCCACAGUGCUUGAAGUGGUGAUGUGAAGUGGAGUUUUCACAAUAAAUGGCAUUAUUCUAUAUGUGUAGCCACAGGUGAAUCCGAAACCUCGGUCACAAGCCUAAGUGUGAUCUAACUUGGGUUGUUUUAGAGCCAGCAUUUAAUUUUGGUGCCACCACAUUGAGCACCUAAUGUUCUUGCAUGGGAGCCCUGGCAGAAGGUAAGAGAUGGAGAAGGUUUAAAUCACAAGUUUGGCAAAUCCUCUCCCAUGAUUCUUUAAAAGAAUCUUGCUCUUAAAUCACUGAAUGAGCCAUUAGUAAUGACCAGGCCAUACAAAAGGUGCUCGGCAGCUAUGAUUGGAGCUGAUGGUGAAAUCAUAAUUAAAUUUAAGAUGGUGGUUGUAAUGUGAUCUGCGAAGAUAGGAACAGGGCAUGUCCCAUGGUCCUACUUUUUGCACUCCUAACCAUAGCGUCCAUUGCAAAUGCAUGUAUUCUUCGCAAGGAUGAAGAAAAUUGGGGCAGAAGUUGAUCUCUUGGCCCUUCAAGCCUGUCCUACCAUUCAAUACGAUGAUAGCCAUAACUUAUUUUCAGACAAAUAUGCAUUUAGGAUAUCCCUUUGUGGAAUGAUGCAACGCAUAAUGUCAUCUUCUCAAGAGUUCUCGCUCUGUAUCAAUAAUAAAGAUAGCGAGUGAGCAAGCAAUGCUUCACUGUAAAUUAUAGUUAAAGAAAGUUUUGCUGUUGAUAUUUGCUGUACAUUUGAAUUUUUUUAAAAGAAUUUGCUACUCCAAAUUUUUAUCUCAAGGCAAUGAAAACCGAAUAAACUGUGCCUUUGAAUAAAAUCUAUUUCUG